CUGGAAAAGCAGAAAUCCGCACGAGAGCAAGGGUAUUGACAUGUUGAAGGGAGCGGGUGAAGAUCGCGGCGGAGGCUGCACUCCUAACACCGGCUCCCUGGCACAGUCGCUGCUGUUCGCCAGCUAAUUGUCGCCGGCGAGAUUGGAACCAACUUGCUGUCGGCGACCCCAAGUGCCAGGAGUUGCUGCGGAGUUUGAAGUGAGCAGGACCGCGGCUGGAAUGUGACGUUCUGGAAAUGACCUGUUUCCAAUUAGUAUCGAUACUGCAGGUUCCAGCUGCCCGAGCCGGGGCCGAAGGCACAGAGAUGCAACGCCUGUUUCUAGAUCAGCAAAGCGUUUCUCGCGGGGCAAAUAUUUUUUUAAUUUAAUAUUUUAAAUAUCUUUGUCCUGCAAAGGGAAACUUGGGGAGGCAGCCAACAUUUCGAAUUAUACAUAUUCUGAUUAAUCGUAUCUUUAAAGUGCAUUGAAUUGUGAGGGGCUUUUGAAGGUUUUCGUCUUUGAUUUGAGGAAUAACAAAGUUAUUGAUUGGAUUGAAGAAAGGAUUUUGGAAACAAUUCCAAGUUGUGUCGUGGGCCUGAGUGAAUUGUUAACAUUUUAUGGAUCAGGUCGGAUCUGUAAAUGUCAGUGAAAGGUACGCUGCUUGCUUUGGGACUAGAAAGUCGGAUUGUCCUGCUUCGUUUUUUAAACGUCAGAAUUUAUGUUGCAUCCCCGUGACUCCACUAUUCGAACUUGUACAGAGGAGAUAAUCAGUCUGUCUGCGAGGGAGAUCUGACUUCAGCGAGUUUGGACUUUAAAGGUGAAUUACGAGACUGACGGGAUAAUGUAGCGAAGGCUGGCGGCGAUGGUGACACGCUGUGAGCACCCAACACCAAGCGGCUUGUGACCGGCUGCAUGCAGCAUAUUGCUGCCGGGGGCUUCUGACUUUCCUUUUUCCCCGAUAAAAAUGCAGUGCGGCAGAGGUCAGCGACGUCUGGUUUAGUGGGGGAUGUAAGAUAGGCGAGAGAAGUCUCGCCUAUUCCCCGAUCCCCCCCCCCCCCCACUUCCCCUCUCCCUACAUCCAUGCUUCAAGAUGGAUGAAUCUUCGUUGCUAGACCUGCUGGAGUGUUCUGUGUGCUUGGAGAGGUUGGACACCACGGCCAAAGUGCUGCCCUGCCAACACACCUUCUGCAAGCGUUGCCUGGAGAAGAUCGUGAGCUCCAGGAACGAGCUGCGGUGCCCGGAGUGCAGGAUCCUGGUGGACUGCGGCGUGGACGAGCUGCCCGCCAACAUACUGCUGGUGAGGUUACUGGAUGGGAUUAAACAGAGACCGAGGAAUGGAAGGUCAGCCCUGACCCCUGGCCCAGGGUCAUUUGCCUCGGGGAGUGCUGCAUGCUCAGUCUCCUCCUCUCUGGGGACAAUGCUGAAGGAUCACUCCGCGACCGCUAAUUGCAGUUCUCCGGGAAAGACGAAAACGGUGCUUAACUGUGGAGCAACAUUACAACAGAGUAUUCCACAGUUACCCUGUGCAAAGGCACUCUAUAACUACGAAGGGAAGGAGCCUGGCGAUUUAAGGUUCUGCAAAGGCGAUGUCAUCAUUCUACGACGUAAGGUGGAUGAGAACUGGUAUCACGGCGAGCUGAAUGGGACCCACGGCUUCUUCCCAGCUAGUUAUAUUCAGUGUAUCAAGCCACUUCCACAGCCACCUCCUCAGGGCAAAGCACUUUAUGACUUUGAAGUAAAAGAUAAAGAACAAGAUAAAGAUUGUUUGACUUUCUGCAAGGAUGAAAUUCUGACUGUCAUAAGGAGAAUUGAUGACAACUGGGCUGAAGGAAUGCUGGGUGAUAAGAUAGGAAUAUUUCCUCUUCUGUACGUUGAGCUUAAUUCCACUGCAAAACAACUGAUUGAGAUGGAUAAAAAGUGUCUGCCAGUUGCACAGAACAGUAACGUCGCUCCAGCUGCCGCUACCAGUGCAAGUGCCAGCCCGGCAUCGAGCUCUCCCUUGAACAGUGCUGGCACUGCCUGCGCUGUUCACAGGCGUAUCGACGGCAAGAAAAAUGCCAAGAAACGGCACUCCUUCACUUCGUUCAGCAUGUCACACAAGUCUUCCCAAGCUGUCAACAACAGGCACUCCAUGGAAAUCAGUGCGCCAGUCCUCAUCAGUUCCAGUGAUCCCAGAGCUGUUGCCAAGAUUGGAGAAGUUCCACCUUUGUCAUCAAGCGCUCCGACCCAGGCUUCGUCUCUUACCGCUAAUGCAGUUGGUGCUGCCAUGGGACCAAGACUGGGAGCUGCCGCGGGGGAACAAGGAACAGCAGCAAAGACCCAAUUACCACUCAAUGUAUACAUGGCCAUGUAUGGCUAUAAGCCGCAAAAAGCAGAUGAGAUGGAGCUGCGGAAAGGGGAGAUGUAUCGUGUUAUUGAGAAAUGCCAAGAUGGAUGGUUCAAAGGCACUUCACUGAGGACAGGAAUGUCUGGUGUCUUUCCAGGGAACUACGUAACUCCUGUGUCCAGGGCUCCCUUUGCAGCAACUCAGUCAAGAAACACAGUGCCAGGAGGCACUGCACAAACCAUGAAAGGAAGCUCUUCAUCAGGCAGCCCGGCAGUAACCUGUCUUGUGAAUAACGGAGUGAGGCCUGCUCCCCCUGUCGCCAGCCCCCCUGUACAGCCACAGCUUCAUGCAUCCAGUCCGCAGCUCAACUGUUUGCGAUACUCAGGACAGCAAACUGUCAACCAAGCUCGCAGUGCCAUGCAGAUGGUCCAUCCUGCUGUUCAAGCACUUGACCGUCCAACAGCAACUGUACCACCACUUAGAACACAGAGUCCUCCCACCCGAGUCCCUGCCACCAUGGUGAGACCGCAGCCUGUGACCUCUCCGCAACACGUUCAUCAAACCUCUGGAUCUCCUGGCACCAGACCAACUAUUUCACUCACCUCUGCAGCUGCAGCAAUCACUCCACCAAAUGUCAGUGCAGCCAACCUGAAUGGCGAUGCAAUGGGCGGGCCAGCAAGUUCCUUGGCGACUUCCAGUCCAUUGAACUCUGCUCCUACACUAUCCAAGCUGGAAGAGCGGAAAAGUGAAAGGAAAGAGAAGAAAAGUGGACUCUUAAAGCUUCUGUCAGGAGCCUCAGGAAAGAAGAAGCCUCGCUCACCUCCGUCAAUGUCUCCAACUCACGACCCGCCACAAGCAGCAGCAGAGAACGCCAUGCAGGGAGCCGUGGGCCCUGAUGUUAGUUCAGUCUCUAGCCAUGGCAGGGCUGGAUCUUGUCCUUUAGAAAGCGAAAUGCAAGGGGCUAUGGGAAUGGAGCCACUGCACAGGAAAACUGGCUCACUGGAUUCCAACUUCUCCAUUUCUCCACCCACAAGGCAGCUGUGCUCCUCCAUGGUUGCAAUCCGUCCAGAGCUGAAGCCACUUUCUUGUGAAAGGUAUCGUGUACUUGUUCCUUAUCCCCCUCAGAGUGAAGCUGAAAUAGAACUGAAAGAAGGUGAUGUAGUGUUUGUUCACAAGAAACGGGAAGAUGGAUGGUUCAAAGGCACAUUACAGCGAAAUGGAAAAACUGGCUUAUUCCCAGGAAGUUUUGUGGAAAACUUCUAAUUAGUCUUGCUUAUCCAGAGCUGCUGUUUUACUAUUGAUCAUAAUGACUGAUUGACAUUAAACACAAGUAAAUAAACUAUUAAGCACAAAAUCACAGGAAUCAAGAUUUCACUGCCAUGUCACUUCCAAAGAUACUAAAAGUCCUAUCUAUAAUAAUGGCUUUUCAUUUAUGAAACUGUUGUAUAAACAUGUACAUACUUACGUAUGUUGAAUCAGUGCCUUCCCCAUGAAGUCACAAACUGAAACACAAGUACAUUUACAUUUAAACUAGACUGAAGUACAUUUAUUCUUUACUGUGUAAAUUAUAAAUUUGGACUUUUUUAAAAAAAAUAGAAUUUUUAUAUAUCAUAACUUAUUUGGUAAGAUUAGCACAAAUAAUGAAUGAUUGUAUGUGAGGUGCUUUCUCUGACUGGUAAUUCUGACUUUUCUUCUUGCAGUAUAAUAAUUAGCAAUCAGGAAAUAAUUGGAACUGUCAACCAUCAAGAGAUAAAAAUUAUUUACUGCUAGCCAACUAAUUUGUUGCUUGUUGUUCAAUUAUAUUAGUCAGAUAACUUUGUCUAGUCCACAAAUUACAUCAGUUAAAUUUAAAGAUGUAGCAAUUAGUAAGACCACAUUAAUGAGCUGAAAACUAUUUCACCCUAUCAACUGGUUGGAUUACAAGAAAGAUGCCAAUUUAUAGGCGAGUUCACAAGAGAGAAAAGAUGUUACUAGUCUAUUGUCAAUAAACUUAAGAAAAUUUGGGAAUUUUUUUCCCCCUCAAAUUGCAACAAUAUUAGAGAAAUUACUGUCAUAAUGGGCUGGGGGACUGCAAUCACAUUCUGUAUGAAUAAUUAUUCAGUAAAACUCAGAUUACCUGGCAUCCAGUUUGAAAAUCUCAAUGGUUCAGCAUCUAGAUCGCUCUUUAAUCUAUAGUGUGUGGUCAAGCUGGGGUCUGGCGUGUUGGUCAGUUGUUUUGACAAGUUAAAACUCAGUGUUCUAUGUCCUGCUCCCUUUAAUCUCAACAGAUUUUCUGAAAGCUGCAAAAAUGAAACAAAACUAUGUUAGGAUAACAAUCCAUAGUCUAGAAAAUCUGCUGUUCAUUAUGACCAAAAUCUUAAAAAAGUGCUGGAAUAUCUGUGUUUUACUGUAAUAGAAAACAAAAUGCUAGGUUGUUUGCUCGUAAACCACUCAAAUCGGGCUCAUGCUUUCAGUACUUUGUCAUGUGUAAUGAUUAGGGUCUCUUUGUAUUUCUUUUUUGUCUUCACUUUUCCAAGCACAUGUCUCUGUGCUAAUCAAAUGAUCUGGAACCUGUCUGCAAAAAUUCCUGCUUUGAAGGUUGAAUGUGCAGCUUGCUGGUCUCCAGCUAUGAACCAGAGGAAACUGAUUCCUUCACCCUGUGGUUCUCCCCCACUUUAUAGAAGUUUGACUUCAUGACAUAAAGGUGUAUUUGUUCUUUGAUGCAUAAUAUGGCAAUAGCAUGUUGAGCAAGCCUACCCAAAACUAGAUGGAGCAACUUUGCAGAUGUUCCAGCAGAAUGCUGGUUAGCAGAGCACCCCCUCAAUAGUACACAUAUAUUAAAAAUUUACAUAUGUUAUAUAUAUAUAUAUAUAUGUAUGGUAUAGGUGAGCACCAUCCACCUAUACCAGAUGUAUAUAAAAAAAAAUGUAAUUUAAUAGUCAAGUACACAGUCAUUUAUCCCAAAAAGAACUGAUAUGUUUAAAAUUGCAUUCAGGUCCCCAUUUGCUUUUAAAUUAAACAGAGUGCAACUUCAUGAUCCUUUGUUUUGCUUUUUGAAUUAUAUAGUCCAAGUAGCAGGUGACUAUUAUUUUUAUAUCAUAUCUGCAAUCUUUUAUAAAUUGGCAUAUUUAUUCGAGGAAGGUACAGUCAACAUCGAUCCUUAAAUAUAGACUUACCCAAGUGUUUGUAACUAAGUAUGCAUUUGAAGACUUGCAUCUCAUUCCACAAAGCAAAUCAUUUUUGGGGUUGUAAACACACAAAGUUUUAACCAAUCUGCACUGAUUUCUGUAUAUGACAUGUCUAAAGAAUAGUGUACAAUAAGAGUCAGGAUUCCAUGUUAUGGAUAUUUGGAUAUUCCAGAAGCUGCAGUUAAUGUUUUUUUUAAACAUACGAGAAAAACUGGUGACAGUUAUGCAGUCUGAUUACUGCAAAGCCCACGCCAUGGCCUCAUGGCCCAGAAUAUCACAAUAUCUUUACCAAUUGUGGAGACAAAAAAAAAACUUGCUUCUUUCAUAGUUACACCCCGGUGAUUGUUCUUGGAACCUCGACGAACUGGGCAGUGGAUGAUCUGAAAUUUGCAUUAAAUGAAACAGUCUGUGCUUUGUAAUACAAUUUCUAGAAAAUUCUGAUUCUUUAAACAUGACAAUUUGAAGAUGGGUUGGGGUGUAUUGUAAACAGAAAAUAUAUAACACCUAGCUUGCCAAAAAUCACCGUCAGUUCCUGCACUUUGUAUUUAGUCCAGCAAGAUGAGCUCUAUCAUCACAAUUUUUUACUCAUUCACUGAAUGUAUGGUUUCAAUUAGGAUCGAUUUACAUUUGGCUCAUCAGUAAAGAAUAAGCAUGUUCUGAGCUUACAAGAACUGAUGUAGGAGCCUAAUUGAGAAAGUAAUUCCAGUCUGCUAAGUAACAAACUUGUUCAUGAUCGAACAGCCAACUAUAUAUAAUAGCUAUAUUGGAUUUCGUGCCCCUGUGCUGGCAAGUUAAUUUUUUUUUCAAUGAUUGAUUUUAUUCCUUUACCAAAAUGAUUCAGAAUUGUACCCAUGUCUUGCACAAGCAACAAAAUUAAUACUUGUUAUCAAUUUAAACAUCAAAGUCCACAUAAUUAAGAAUGGCUUAUAAAUAGUUGGAGAUAAAGAUUAAAUUAAAUACAAUCCUACUCACUUUUAACAAACAUCAAUCUUCUGGAAGAAUGACUUGAUAAACUAGUGUCAUUUAUUUGUAAGCCUGGAAAAAAUAAUUGGAUUGAAACAUAAUAUCACAGACCUCAGCAUAAUGGAACUGGUAGAGCAUUUUCUCUGCCUAAGCACAUUUUCUUAAUUUUAUUUUGUUAGGACAGUAUCCUUUUAAGUAGGUUUUUGAAUUUGCAUUAUACAUGCAAGGAGGGGUACAAUUAAUGUGAAAAUACACUGCCAUUGCUGAGCCAGGCCAACAUCUUCACUGCUGCAUGUAAUUCGCUUUAUAAAGAUAAAUCUCAGUUGUAGUUAGGCAUAAUGAGGAACAACAGCAAUUUGAUAUUGUUUUCUCUGUAAAUAUAGUGCUAUUGUCAUUGAGUUUCAAAUCCUGUGAAAUGUUUUUGUAAAAUUACAAUUGUUCAAAUAGGAAUACGACAACACUAUUUUAUAUCACAUCCAGUCUUUUUACAACAUACCUCAGAGUAGAAGUAGUUACUCAUUCUGAUAUUAACCCAUGAGCAAGCACUGCAUAGAUGGAAAUAAACAACUGUUCUCCAGCGAAUAUUAGUUCCUUGCAUUGGGUGCUCAAAUUAUCUAUAAAAAAAAUCUAAUCUUUUAAUUUCCUCUCAAAAUUCCAAAAGUUAAUAGAAACAGAGUGGAGUGAUAUUUUGUUGUAAUGUUCCUUGACGUGUCUUGUUAUCCUAACCAUCUUUGUGAAUUGCUUCCUCUUAAACAUGCAAAGAUUUCUUUCUGCAGUCAUUCAUUACACCAUGCAAUGUAUAUAUUGAGUGUAACUGGAGGAAGUGUCAACAGUUUAAAGUCAUUUCAUUUACUGAUUCAUUUGAAGGAAUGAAAGAACUUGUGACUUAAAAUUAAAUGAAAAUAUGAUUUUUUUUCAUUUAUCUUCAAAACCAGUGCCACUUUGCAAAUCAAAGCUUUCAGCUCUUUAAACUCAUGAUACAAUCCUUUCAAAAUUAGUUGGGAGAGGAACUUGUGUCGUUUUAGCUUUAGAUCAUUCUUGAUUACAUGGCACUUGCAGUGACGUCUUUUAAGAAUUUGGAUUGAAGGAGAUACUGAGCUGAAUUAUCAUCAGCAAAACUAUGUGCUCAAUAUCCUUCAAUCAUUCAAAGACCACAUCAUUUUAGUUAAACUGCUUCAAAUAGUUAAGCAAUGUAAUUAUAAGAACACCCCCUAACAAAGAUCAUAGUUAUUUUCUUCUCACAAUAAACUGAAAUUAAUCUAGAAAGAAAACAUUUUAACUGAUAAAAAUUCUUUAAGAAUAUUUAAGGGCUAUUGCUAUCUAUAACAAAAGAUAUAAAUUAACUGCUAAAUUGGUAAAUACACUUAGUAUUAAAAUAGCUUCCUCUGGUGAUCUUGGAGCAUAUUUUCUAAAGGAAGUAUGAGCCUUGCCUACAAGGGCAAAUGCAUAUGGGACGUCAGUCCUUUGUAUGCUGAUAAAUAUCUUACAUGGAACUAUUUGGCAUGAUAAUUACACCAAAAGGGAACUUGUUCUGGUUCAAAUGUCAUUUGAGCAAAAACAAAAAAAAAAAAAUACCCUAACAAGAACCAAGCACUGAAAGUACAGUGCACUCAGUAAAUAUGCACUGAUUAUUCAACUCGGACUUUCCUCCUCACCAACCUGAUAUAUGCCUCUUUUGUGGACCAUACACAUUAAGUUCUUAUUUUGUUGAAUAUUCCAAGUUAAUUAAAAAAGUGAACAUGUAUUUUCAGAAAAUAUUUUGAGAAAAGUCUGAAAAAAUGUCUUAAGUUAUGACUUUUAAGUGGUUAUACUUCAUUUCCUAUUUAACAAGUACUUCCUAAUGGUUGCACUCUUAAUUGAUGGGAGAAAAAGACAUUUAUCCUUUUUUAUGAAAUUGCCUUUUUUUUGCACACAUACAUCUGUGAGAUUUUGUCAAACAGUAAUAAAAUGUUAAAUAUGGCUACAUCUUC
Hypanus sabinus (Atlantic stingray) is the source of this 8405-nucleotide messenger RNA. RefSeq names its product E3 ubiquitin-protein ligase SH3RF3-like. The transcript has 11 exons. Gene Ontology annotation, molecular function: protein binding; metal ion binding; ubiquitin protein ligase activity. The record is from RefSeq and is a predicted model, not a curated record. Gene Ontology annotation, biological process: positive regulation of proteasomal ubiquitin-dependent protein catabolic process; protein ubiquitination; positive regulation of JNK cascade. The coding region runs from base 1070 to 3568 and encodes 832 amino acids. NCBI's taxonomy places the organism in Eukaryota, Metazoa, Chordata, Chondrichthyes, Myliobatiformes, Dasyatidae.